AAACUUCUCCCCAAAAAAACCCAGCAUAACGUGGCACUUCCCAAAAAUGCCCCACACAAAUAGCACACGUGCCAUUCUUUCUGGCAAUGCAGCAGAGUAGAGCUGUGAAAAGGGCAGACAUAGGACAAGCUAGAGGCCUGCAGUCUGCGGACAUCACACCACCAGGUGUGUUUGAGGGAGAGGAGUCCCAAUUCCAUCACCACAAGAAUACCCCCCGGGGUCUCACUGUCUGCAUGCAAUUCUUUGCCACAACACCUAAUCUGCAUCUCCAUAGACGAGAAGGGUAAUAAUGGUGGCCUAAUACUCUUCUUAAAGGUACACUUCAGCAAUCAUAUGCACUUUAAUGGACAAGUUUAUACUUGAAUGUAGGCAGGAAAUGUGCUUUUAUUUACUACCACCAUCUUAGCACCGUUUUUGUUCAGAGAUCUUUCCUUCUGAUAUUUUGAUGGCUGCAAUAACAUCCUAGUGGUGGCUCUUGAUAUAAGAAAAGAAAGUACUUGAAGGGAAUGUCCAUGCUUUCUGUGUAAUGGUACGUAUGAUGAAGUGGGGACAUGCCAAGAUAUGCUAUUUUGGAAUCCUCCUAUUAUGCGUAAAUGAAAGUAUUAAAGCAACAGGCAUGUGGCUAUUUAAUCAUAAGUAAAAUAUUCAAUUCCUUGAUGUCCUGCUAACAUGAUUGUGGCUCUCCUCCUUUAUUUUCCUGAUCCAGCAUUGAGUGCCUCGUUUUUCCUGUUUUUCUUUGAUAUUGCAGGGCCUUGCCAGUAAUGUACGCCAUCACACUUGACUUGCGGAUUUUCGCUAACAGUAUCAGCAGCUGGUAAAGAAAGGAAAAGGCAAACUUGGGGAUAUGCUAGAAAAGGCUGCCGAGCUCUUGAUGAGUUGCUUCAGAGUAUGUGCAAGCGAUACACGAGCAGCUUUUGAGGACUCAAAGAAGUGGGGAAUGUUAUUUUUAGUGAAUCAGCUUUUCAAGAUUUACUUCAAGAUCAGCAAACUUCACUUGUGCAAACCCUUAAUACGAGCCAUUGAGAGUUCCAAUUUCAAGGAUGAAUAUGCCAUGGCACAGAGGGUUACGUAUAAGUACUACGUUGGGCGCAAAGCCAUGUUUGACAGUGAUUUCAAGAAAGCUGAGGAAUACCUUUCCUUUGCCUUUGAAAACUGCCACUCCUCCAGCCAGAAGAAUAAAAGAAUGAUUCUAAUCUACUUGUUGCCUGUGAAGAUGCUACUGGGACACAUGCCAACUAUUCACCUCCUGAGAAAAUAUGAUCUGAUGCAGUUUGUGGAAGUCACCAAGUCUGUUAGUGAGGGAAAUCUCCUCUUGCUGACGGAGACUUUGGCCAAGCAUGAGACUUUCUUUAUUCGUUGUGGCAUCUUCUUGAUUCUGGAGAAGCUGAAAAUCAUCACAUACAGGAAUCUCUUUAAGAAAGUGUAUCUGCUGUUGAAAACCCACCAGCUUUCUCUAGAUGCUUUUUUGGUUGCCUUAACAUUUAUGCAGGUGGAAGGUGUGGAUAUUGAUGAAGUGCAGUGUAUUAUAGCUAACCUCAUUUACAUGGGCCAUAUCAAAGGCUACAUAUCUCACCAGCACCAAAAACUUGUGGUCAGCAAACAAAAUCCAUUCCCACCACUGUCAACAAUUAGUUAAACUCAGCCUAGAGAUCUUGGAAUCCUACCUGAU
Molecule: messenger RNA, 1669 nt
Organism: Spea bombifrons (plains spadefoot toad)
Lineage: Eukaryota; Metazoa; Chordata; Amphibia; Anura; Pelobatidae
Gene: PCID2
Product: PCI domain containing 2
Exons: 9
Coding region: 845-1636 (263 amino acids)
Biological process (GO): post-transcriptional tethering of RNA polymerase II gene DNA at nuclear periphery; transcription elongation by RNA polymerase II; poly(A)+ mRNA export from nucleus
Cellular component (GO): transcription export complex 2
Molecular function (GO): double-stranded DNA binding; RNA binding
Source: RefSeq, a predicted model, not a curated record